Messenger RNA from Myotis daubentonii (Daubenton's bat), 1492 nucleotides. RefSeq names its product mitochondrial ribosomal protein L10 (gene MRPL10). Lineage: Eukaryota; Metazoa; Chordata; Mammalia; Chiroptera; Vespertilionidae. The record is from RefSeq and is a predicted model, not a curated record.
CCACGGUUUCCGGCCCCAGGUAUCCCACAAUCCUUCGCUCUUUCCGUUUCACUCGGCUCCCGUCCCUUCCCCCGAAAGCAAUGGCUGCGGCCGUGGCUGGGAUUCUGCGAGGCGGCCUCCUGCCCCAGGCGGGCCGGCUGCCCACCCUCCAGACGGUCCGCCACGGCUCCAAGGCUGUGACCCGCCACUGGCGCGUGAUGCACUUUGAGCGGCAGAAACUGAUGGCUGUGACUAAGUAUAUCCCCCCGAAACCCGCGGUCAAUCCGCGGUGCCUGACGCCUCCUCCCAAGCGCAUCCAGGAGGAGACAGGCCUCAUCCGGCUCCUCCGUCGGGAGGUAGCAGCAGUUUUCCAAAACAACCGAAUGAUCGCCAUCUGCCAGAAUGUGCCUAUGGGUGCGGAGGACAAGCUGUUUAUGCAGCACCGGCUGCGGAAACACGAUAUCCUGGUUAAGGCCUUCCCUAACCAGAUCCUGAAGCCCUUCCUGGAGGAUUCCAAGUACCGAAACCUGCUGCCCCUUUUUGUGGGGCACAACCUACUGCUGGUCAGCAAAGAGCCCAAAGUCAAGGAGAUGGUGCGAAUCUUGAAGGGUGUGCCCUUCCUGCCACUGUUAGGUGGCUGCAUUGAUGACACCAUCCUCAGCAGGCAGGGCUUCAUCAACUACUCCAAGCUGCCCAGCCUGGCCCUGGUGCAGGGGGAGCUGGUAGGAGGGCUCACGCUCCUCAUGGCCCAGACCCACGCCCUGCUUCAGCGCCAGCCCCUCCACCUGACGGCCCUGUUGGAUCAGUACGUCAGACAGCAGCAUGAGGGGGACUCUGUCAAGCCAGCCACUGGGCAGCCCGGUCCGCCCGACUCUGUUCCGGACUCAUAGCCGCCCGCCCGUAAACACACCUGCCCGCUGGCCGUGCUGUCCUUGGGAAUGUGGGUGAACUCGGGGUGGGAUGGCGUGUGUUCCCUGGCUUCUACCGACGACGACCUCCUCCGAUGAAGGAUUUCAUUUCAGAACGGAGGCUUUUAAUCGCCGUCUUUGCCCUUCGUUUCUCCAACCUGCGACCUGACAAGAGCAGAGUGUCAGCUCCAGGUUCAAGGCAGAGUGGCUGGGCAGAUGAGGACUGCCCUCUGCCUCCUGUUCACUGUCCCUUGGACAAGCCUCCCAGCCUGACCCUCGCUGUCAGAGUAGCUCAGCUGAGUAGUUGUUCUAAGAAUGGGUUCUGUGGAGAGCCUGCUGCCAGGCUGCAUGCUAACCCUUUCUAGGUGUUAGUUCUUGUAUUCCUGGGGCAGAGAAGUUACAGCGCCUGCCCAAGGUCGUGCGGCUGGUAAGUGGCAGAACAGGACUUGAACCAGCCUCUCUGCUCUGAGACGUGCUCUGGAUUCUAGAGCUUCCUCAGUGAGGUCCCGGGUGGGCUUGGAUGCGAAUUCUCCAUCCACGGGUGUGCCGUGUUGUGGAAAGGCUGGGAACACUGCUUUAUGACAAAAAUAAAUGCAUUUUACUUA